Cucurbita moschata (crookneck pumpkin) is the source of this 1799-nucleotide messenger RNA. RefSeq names its product alanine aminotransferase 1, mitochondrial-like. NCBI's taxonomy places the organism in Eukaryota, Viridiplantae, Streptophyta, Magnoliopsida, Cucurbitales, Cucurbitaceae. Gene Ontology annotation, biological process: biosynthetic process. Gene Ontology annotation, molecular function: pyridoxal phosphate binding; L-alanine:2-oxoglutarate transaminase activity. Bases 75 to 1541 code for a protein of 488 amino acids. The transcript has 15 exons. The record is from RefSeq and is a predicted model, not a curated record.
CUUUCGAUCACUUUUGCACCUGCUCCUACUUAUUUGUACUUCUUUCCUUCUUAUCCGCUUCUUCAUCCAUUUCGAUGGCCUCUACUUCCAACGAUUCCCUUCCGAUUUCCAUCCACAACAUCAAUCCCAAGGUUUUGGAAUGCGAGUAUGCUGUUCGUGGUGAGAUUGUCGCCCUGGCUCAGAGACUGGAAAAAGAGCUUCUGGCUAAUCCAGGCUCACAUGCUUUUGAUGAGAUACUGUACUGCAACAUAGGAAAUCCUCAUUCCCUUGGUCAGCAACCAAUUACAUUUUUCCGUGAGGUUCUUGCACUGUGUGAACAUCCAUCUCUUCUGGAAAGAAACGAAAUAAACGGUUUGUUCAGUGAAGAUGCCAUUAAGCGAGCUUCGCAAAUUCUGAAACAAAUUCCUGGAAAAGCAACCGGUGCUUACAGCCAUAGUCAGGGAAUCAAGGAGCUGCGAGAUGCCAUUGCUGAAGGAAUUAAAGCUCGUGAUGAUUUUCCUGCAGAUCCUAAUGACAUAUUUCUAACAAAUGGUGCAAGCCCAGCAGUCCAUAUGGUGAUGCAAUUGCUGAUAAGUACAGAGAAAGAUGGAAUACUCUGCCCCAUUCCUCAGUACCCUCUAUACUCUGCUUCUAUAGCUCUUCAUGGCGGUACUCUUGUUCCUUACUAUCUUGAUGAAGCAUCGGGAUGGGGAUUGGAAAUUUCUGAGCUGAAGAAGCAAUUGGAGUCUGCCAAGUCUAAGGGUAUUUCAGUAAGGGCAUUGGUGGUUAUAAAUCCCGGCAAUCCUACUGGACAAGUUCUCACUAAGGAAAACCAAGAACAAAUAGUGAAGUUCUGCAAGCAAGAGGGCCUCAUUCUUCUGGCAGAUGAGGUAUAUCAAGCAAAUAUUUAUGUUCCAGACAAGAAGUUCCACUCUUUUAAGAAGAUUUCACGCAGCAUGGGUUAUGGUGAAAAGGAUAUCUCCUUAGUAUCAUUCCAGUCUGUCUCUAAAGGAUACUAUGGUGAGUGUGGAAAACGAGGAGGUUACAUGGGGAUUACUGGGUUUAGUGCUGAUGUGAGGGAGCAAAUAUACAAAGUGGCAUCUGUUAAUCUUUGUUCAAAUAUUUCUGGCCAGAUUCUUGCUAGCCUUGUGAUGAAUCCACCAAAGGUUGGGGAUCACAUCUAUGAAUCGUAUUGUGCAGAGAGAGAUGGAAUCCUCUCCUCCCUGGCGAGGCGUGCAAAGACAUUAGAAGCUGCAUUCAACAGUUUAGAAAAUGUAACAUGCAAUAAAGCAGAAGGGGCAAUGUACCUAUUCCCUUGCAUUAAGCUGCCUGAAAAGGCAAUCAAAGCAGCAGAAGCAGCAGAUACGACCCCUGAUACAUUUUAUUGCCGCCAACUUCUCAACGCCACUGGAGUGGUUGUCGUCCCCGGUUCUGGCUUUGGGCAGGUGGCCGGAACAUGGCACUUCAGGUGUACAAUACUUCCUCCAGAGAACAAGAUCCCAGACGUCGUAUCUCGCCUGACUGACUUCCAUAAAGCAUUCAUGAACGAAUAUCGCGACUGAAUUCCCAGAAGGGACUCCUCCUGUGUAUCAAGGUGCACAACCAGUUUCCCUUACUUAAUGGCAACUGUGUGUUAUUGGAUUUUUUCAUGUUAAUAAAGAAUGUGGGGUUGUGUACCUAAACAAUUUACCAUGGUACAGAGUCUCUCUGUGCCCCCAAAUAUUCAUUGUCCUGCAGAAAAUAAAAACAACAAAGAACACAGAAGAUAAUCUGGAAUUUCUGAGUUGUGAUGACACCCGGAAUGCACAGGCUUAUUUUUA